Molecule: messenger RNA, 1581 nt
Organism: Angiostrongylus costaricensis
Lineage: Eukaryota; Metazoa; Nematoda; Chromadorea; Rhabditida; Metastrongylidae
Source: the annotation of a GenBank genome assembly
AUGCAAGUCUCUUCCAUCAAUGAUGUGCUGAUCUAUAACUUGAGUUCUGGGAAAAGCAUCCCAGAGGUAAACGUACGAAGACGUGUACAGCUCAUCCAAGACUUCGAAAUGCCCGAUGUUAGCCAUACCGUUAACGUUUCGCAAGACGGGAGAUAUGUUUUCGCAACAGGUUGCUAUAAGUCAUGGUUGAAGUGCUACGACUUAGAAAAUUUGUCCUUGAAGUUUCAAAGAGGACUAGAUGCUGCCGUCAUUAAACUGAUUUCGUUAGGUGACGACUACUCCAAGAUUAUUCUUCUUGAAGAGGAUCGCUUCCUCGAGAUGCAUGCUGCCUUCGGAAGAUACUUUCGUAUGCGUAUGCCUAGAUUUGGAAGAGAUAUGGCCUAUUCGAUCGAGCGCAGUGAUCUUCAUCUUGUUGGAGCAAGUAGCGAGGUAUAUCGUUUGAAUUUGGAACUAGGAGAGUGGCUUUCUCCACUUCAGACAAAUGGAAGUGCUUUAAAUUGCUGUAAGUUUGCACAAGCCCACCAGUUAUUUGUAUGUGGAACCACAGAUGGUCAAUUAGAGGCAUGGGAUCAUCGAGACAGGUCAAGGGUUGGAGUUCUUGACUGCAUUGGAAAAGUAGAGAUCACCUCAUUGAAUUUUCGAGAUGCCUUGUGUCUUGGAGUCGGAACUAGCAGCGGUCAUGUAAUGCUAUACGACAUUCGGUCCAGAAAGCCACUCAUGGUAAAAGAUCACUUCAAUGGUCUACCUAUCAAGAGGAUUGAUUUCGAUCUCGUUUUGAGUAUGGACAGUCGUAUCCUUAAGAUUUGGAAUGCAGUUGAAGGGAAACCGUUCGCAGCUAUCGAAACAGACUGUGCAUUGAAUGAUUUUUGCCGUUAUUUCGACUCAGGCCUAAUUUUUUUCGCGAACGAAGGAUCUCGUUUGCAACAAUUCUUCAUCCCUGCUCUCGGUACCGCCCCAAAAUGGUGUCAUUAUCUGGAGACAAUAACGGAGGAGUUGGAAGAGAUAUAUGACGAUUAUAAAUUCGUCACGAAGGAAGAACUGGAUAAGUUAGGUCUCUCUAACCUCAUUGGAACUUCGGUAUUGAGAGCCUAUAUGCACGGAUACUUCUUGGACCGAAGACUUUACGAUAAGGCGCAACUUAUGAAUCAACCGGAUGCUUAUGAAAAAUACGUGAACAGAAAGAUUCAUAAUCUCGUACACCAGGAGAGGGAACGCAAAGUUAUCAAUCACCAGGUAAAUAAAGAGUUGGCGAGUCGCUUGCGAGCCGAAGCAGCGUCGGAAGGUUCUGUCAGAAAUCUGAAUAAGAAAAAGAAGAAUGGGAAGUUGAAGGUUUCUUUUUCUUUUGGAUGUUUCUUACUAUUACUUCCACAAAAAAGUCUGGUAGUUUUUAAGGCUAUCAGUGCAUCAGCAAUUCUCGAAGACGGACGUUUCAAGAAGUUAUUUGACAAUCAAGAUUUCGAGGUAGCUAAUAUUGUUAAAAGUUCUUUCAAUAUUAGAUGUAAUAUUGCGUUUUCUGUACAAUUCGAUCUUCCAAUUUUAUUCAGGAUAAGAGUCAUGAAAGGCGUUUUUUAUGAUGUGUAA